AACACAGGCACAGGGGCCAUUAGCACUCUCUUCAACGCUUUUCCGUAUGGCACGGGAACGCGCCUCAUGACAAUUCUUAGUCUCAUGGUUUUCUUUGUCAACCUUGUGCUGUUUUUCUCAUUCACUGCCAUGGCUUUGGUGAAGUAUACUUCGCAUAGGGAUCGCUGGGCUUCAUUGCUUCAAAACCCCGUCGCAAGUCUAUAUACUGGUUGUUUUCCAAUGGGAGCAACCACUCUGAUAAAUGUGGCCGUUGAUGUUAUACAUGAAGAAUAUCGUUUUGGCGGUCCAGCAUUCCUAUACUUCAUCUGGGCUUUCUGGUGGUUGGACAUCGUAAUUGCUUUCGUUUGUUGUUGGAUUGGGGUUCAUGUGAUGGCGACGCGGCAAACGCAUUCCCUUUCGUCAAUGACUGCCAUGUGGCUUCUCCCCGUUGUUACACUUAUCGUCGCAGCUUCGUCUGGUGGCGUCUUGGGCAGGGCCUUGUUGAACAUCUCCCCUUAUUUUGCGCUUAUCACCAUCGUCGUCGCCGCGUUCCUCGUCACUACUGGACUAAGCCUUGCCCUUAUGAUUCUGACAAUCUAUCUCUUUCGUCUGGUUGUCUACGGCUUACCACAGGGAGGAAGCAUUCUUUCCGUUUUCCUGCCUCUUGGGCCGACUGGCCAGUCUGGUUACGCCAUCUUAUUGAUUGGUCAGACUCUAAAGAAUCUCCUACCUUACAAUCCUGCCUCCCGAUUUCUUCAUUCAAAAGUGACGGGGGAAGUCAUUGAAGUUGUUUGCAUUUGUGCCGCUUUUCUCCUUUGGUCGCUUGCCACAAUGUGGAUGCUUUACGCAUUACUAGCCAUACAAGCAUCACUUCGUCAAAAUCGGGUACCUUUCAAAUUGUCUUUUUGGGGAUUGGUAUUUCCCAAUGGUGUUUACGCCAACCUCACCAUUCAGCUAGCCACCAUAUUUGGCUCAAAUGCCUUCCGUGUGUGGGGAUCAAUCUAUGCGGUUGCCACUUUUAUCCUCUGGGCGUCAAUCGUCUUACGCUCGUUAUGGGAGUUGAAAUGGGUUGUCUCAAACAUCUUGGCUGAUGACUCCAACGGCACACCAAACGGUGACGAUUCCCGCGAGAAGGGAAGCAGUGCGGCGACGAGCACGACUAAUUUUUCCGAGUUGUAA
Laccaria bicolor S238N-H82 is the source of this 1158-nucleotide messenger RNA. RefSeq lists its product as uncharacterized. NCBI's taxonomy places the organism in Eukaryota, Fungi, Basidiomycota, Agaricomycetes, Agaricales, Hydnangiaceae. Gene Ontology annotation, molecular function: sulfite transmembrane transporter activity. The annotation marks the transcript as partial. Gene Ontology annotation, biological process: sulfite transmembrane transport; transmembrane transport. The transcript is spliced from 3 exons. Gene Ontology annotation, cellular component: plasma membrane. The record is from RefSeq and is a predicted model, not a curated record.